CAACACCUCAAGAUUUAAAUUCCGGUUAAAACAAAACUUCGAUUUUUUUUACAGAAUUUUCGGUUAAGUCCCGCCUUAUUGUUAUCUGGUUAUACGUAGCGCUAGGGCGCAAAUUUACUUUUGGUAACUCAGGGGAGGGCGCUAAUCGAUCCUUAAUGGAGAAAGGCGUUAAUUAGGGCCGAGCCAUGAGACACUUCUAACUGAAGAACUGUAACAAUAGAGGCUCUGAUAGUCAUAAUGUUAAGCUGUCAAGAGCUCUUGGUCAAUGUUGAAUAUUUUCGCCUACAACUGUAUUGGAAAAAGGCGCUUUUUAAGAAAAUUACAGUAUGUCUUACAUCGCAGACCAGAUGAAGACUAGCGUACCGAGGAACCAAGAGACUAUGGCCCCUUGGAGGAACUUAAAGCGAAAAAAAACGAAAAUGCGAAGAGAAACUCGAAGGUUUGGAUACGGACUUAAGUUUAGAAUAGGAAGACAAUGUCAUGGUAAAAGGGAAGGCAAAAAACAACUCAAAUUUAUUACACUUCUCCGUUGUAAAGAUUCUCGAUACGGUCGACAGAAUUUGACUUCCGAGGUUGUUGACCAGAGGCGAAUAUUCCUUACAAAGCCAGACCUUUGUUUUAAAACAUAUGAUUGACAAGUAAGGCUGUCGACAUGUAAAUUUCCCAUGUGACAGCUGUUGAAAGUUUUUGUUUUAUGUGGUUCUUUUGCAUCUGUUACCGGUGUGAAAACAGUAUUUCACUUCACAGCCGCUGUUUUGGUCUUCUGCAAAUCACUGUGUCGUUUUAGAUUUUAGGGUUUCUCUCUAAUUAACGCCCUGGUGAACGCUAUUAUCUAAAGGACCCCAAAGUAUAAAGCUAAAUCCAUAUAGAUCCUCCUAAGAUCAGCUGAAGUCGCGGUUUCACUUAUUCAUAUAUAAAGGAGAAGCGUUUGACUGACAUAAAAUGGAGGUGUUUCAUGUGAGCACGGAAGGAAUUCUUUUAUUCCAGAACUGGAAACUUAAUUCAGCAACAGUCUUUGUUGGAGCUUGUUUGUCAACAUUCUUGAUCACUGCUCUGUAUGAAGGCCUCAAAAUAUUCAGGCAAUGGCUUGUUUGCAGACCGCUCCGUCUCUUAAUCAAAGACUUAUGGAAAUCAAGGUCCACAAGCGAAGAUAUCACAGAUAACCAAGACGCAUCUAGCAUUAAAGAGACUCUGCAACAGCAUCCUGCUAGAUUUUCUAGAAAGGGCACAAGAUGGAAUAGUAAAAUGCACAUUCUACAAACGUUUCUUCACACAGUGCAGGUGUUUGUGGGAUAUGUGCUGAUGUUGAUAGUGAUGACGUAUAACGCCUGGUUUGGUGCCGCAGUGCUUGCCGGGGCGGGAGUAGGGUACUUGGCCUUCUCAGCAAUGUUCCCGGAUAACUUGAGGCUCAAAAGGAGUAACGACAAUACGCUGGGUUUGGAAGAACUUCAGUUCUUGUCAAAGUAACAAUCUCGGUCAUAACAAGAAAGCAAAUAAAAAGAAAAUGGCUUAUCGGAUAACUUAAUGAACAAAAUAACGUAAAAUAAGUGAAUGACGCAUUUUCCAGGCCCAGUUGUGGCCAAUUUUUUAUUAGCACGGUGGAAUUUGCACGUGUUCAUCCGACUUCGAAUUUAAAUUUACACAAUACGUAGAUAGGCAACUUCAAACAGUGUCUUGCUGCUGGAAAGGGUGCAGUUCUCCAUUAAUCAAGACACGAUGCCAAGUCUUUAUGGCCUCAGCAAAGAGUGUUUCAAAGAGAUGAUCGUGAGCCGAAAUAACUCCCGUGGCAUGAAGUAGUUAUGAAUUAAAUAAAUAAAUAAAAAAUAAAUAAAAAUAAAUGAAAUGUAUGCUUAGUUUAAUGCUAGCCUAUUCAAGCAGAAGCAUGCAAAAGGGAUUUAAACGAACAGCGGUUUACAUGUUGGUUUUCAUUUGCGUUAUCCAUCGGGUAUUCACAUCUACAUCCCCGGAUAAAAGUUAUAUGCUUCUGUGUAGAUUUUCACCUUGAGGUUAUAGGAUGUUUCACCUAAAACAGCAAACAUUCACAAUUCUUUUCAAGGAGCUCGAUCGCGGUUUUUUUUAGUUUUUUUGGCCACGUCAAAAAUUACCUUUA
Orbicella faveolata is the source of this 2110-nucleotide messenger RNA. RefSeq names its product protein SLC31A2-like. The record is from RefSeq and is a predicted model, not a curated record. NCBI's taxonomy places the organism in Eukaryota, Metazoa, Cnidaria, Anthozoa, Scleractinia, Merulinidae. Gene Ontology annotation, cellular component: membrane. Gene Ontology annotation, molecular function: copper ion transmembrane transporter activity. Gene Ontology annotation, biological process: copper ion transmembrane transport.